Molecule: messenger RNA, 545 nt
Organism: Parastagonospora nodorum SN15
Lineage: Eukaryota; Fungi; Ascomycota; Dothideomycetes; Pleosporales; Phaeosphaeriaceae
Exons: 4
Coding region: 72-464 (130 amino acids)
Source: RefSeq, a predicted model, not a curated record
CAUCACAGCAACAUCCAUUCACCAUCCAACACCUGUAGUGCCACCAACAACAACUCACACAAGCAUCCACAAUGGGUUUCUGGGAUAAGAACGAAGACAAGUACCAGCAGGUGUACGAGAACGACAACUUUGAGGAGAACAAGUCGAGCUUCGGACAUGAAUUGAUUGCCGGAGGAGCUGCCUUUGCUGGUUUCAAAGCGUUCGAGGACCAUCAGCGCAAGGAGGGCAAGCCCGUUUCCCACCAGUUCGCCAAAGAGCUCCUUGCCGGCUUCGCAGGUGCCGAAGUCGACAAGCUCGCCGAGACAAAGGGCGAGGACUGGUUCGACCGCGAGAAGGCUCAGCAUGAGGCUAAAAAGCAAGCCGAGCACAUGUACGACGAGCACUACGUGAACGGCCAGGGUGCGAACCAGUAUGAUCCCAACCAGUACGGGCGCCCUGAGCACUUUGACAGGCGCGGCUGGUAAGCGAAGUCUGUACCGGGUUAGAUUUCAUCUAGAAGGGGGCAGCUUCGAAAGGAACAAUGAAAUAUGUACAAACAUCCCGAC